This is a messenger RNA of Perca fluviatilis (European perch), 3006 nucleotides long. Its product is annotated as UPF0524 protein C3orf70 homolog B. The transcript is spliced from 2 exons. The record is from RefSeq and is a predicted model, not a curated record. NCBI's taxonomy places the organism in Eukaryota, Metazoa, Chordata, Actinopteri, Perciformes, Percidae. The coding region runs from base 366 to 1244 and encodes 292 amino acids.
GUCGUGUGAUGAAGUUCAGAUGCGCGCCGUUGUUCACGGCGUCACCAGCGCACAGAGGAGCUUCGUGACGCGAGGGGAGGAUGAAGAGAUGUGUGGAUCACGACCAUGGGAGGCUCUGAAUGUGACAUUACACGUUAGCUAAUUGACUACUUUUACAGGAUUUUUUUUUUUUUUUGUACCCUUUGUAAGAGCGUUAACCCAGCUGCUCUGGAGGGAGAUCCAGCACCGCCUUUCGCGUCUGUCUUCCAAAUUGAGAAGCUUCGUGGGCUACGUGGACCGUAAAACCUCCGCUCGCUCCCUCGCGGUUAUGUUGUAGUUUACUCGGACUCGGAGCUCCUUCUUUUUUUGAUCCAGGAAAUGUUGGCAUGGCCGCCUCGCGAGCACAGAAGUGUCCGAAGAAUGAGAAGUUGGACGAGGCGCAGGCUUUGGCCAAGAGCUGCGCGGGGAGACCAGACUUCCUGCCUUGUGAUGGACUCUCCAUCUGCGCUACCCACAGCCACGGAAAGUGCUUCAAGCUGCACUGGUGCUGCCACUUGGGCUGGUGUCACUGCAAGUAUGUGUACCAGCCCAUGACCAAUGUGUGCCAGCUGCCCAGCACAACCGUGCCAGCUGUUGAGACAGAGUACAGUAACACCAUGGACCUGUCUGUCUCUCUGGCUGAGCGCUUCCUGAAGCUCGCCCCCUGCUUUCAGUCCCCGCCUCACCUGGAGUCACCCAAGUACUGCGUCAUCGCGGAUCUGUUUGUGGAUGACUACAUUGUCAAACGCAUCAACGGAAAGAUGUGCUACGUGCAACGCCCCCCGCCUCCCUUACCAGAACCACCUCAUCCUCCUACCCCUCCCACACCUGCUCCCGUGACACCUCAGAUGCCCCAAAAUCCCUCUCAGCCGCGGCAACCAGUGAAGCCUGCAGCGCCAACCCAACACGUAUCUGCGCCUGUGCAGCCGGUCCAGCAGGUCCAACAGGUGUACAGUGAACACAAACAUCCUUCCCCCGUGGAUAAGAUAAAAGGCCCCAAAAUGGACCACUGCUCCUCUCCGUCCAGCUCCGAGGACUCUGGCAUCAAUGCCCUAGGUCUGCACUACCUGGAGUCCUGCGAGGAGGAGAGUGAGGAGGAAGACGACGAGUUGAGCACAGACGGGAACUCCAGCCCUGGCAGCCUCUGGGAUCAGGACGACUGUUCUCUGCUCUCCCCCUCCAAGUCAAUGAUAGAGAUCAUCGAAAAGAUUGAAACAACUGUGUAACUGACACAACAUCAACAUGGACACCAGGUGUGAGGGAGCAUGUGCUACAGAGCAGAAUUAUUGAGAAUAACACUUGAGGAUUUAUUCUAUGUAGACCAAAUAGGACACAAACCCCUCUCUAAGGCUUCAGCAGGGCUUUGCCGGGUUGGUUAGUUGAAUAUGUUUUCCAGCAGGUGGCCGAGGACUGUACGUCUGUACUCAAACCCAGCCUCUGUCCACAUCCCCUGCAUGGAGUGAAUUUCUAAAAAUUAUUACAAUACUGUACAGGAGAAAGGCACAAGCACAAGAAUAUCAAGCACAUGCACAGAGGACCAAAUAGACUUCCUGUAUGUGGUACUACUUAUACAGUGAAAAUCUAAAAUACAAAAGGAAUCAAUAGUAGGUGCACUUCCAUAAGAGGAAAGGUUUUUUCCGAGAUUUCUCUUAUAUAUUACUGGAGCUAAAUUUUGUAUGAACUAAGGUGGUAUACGUAGGUUUCCUGAUGAUAAUGAGCAGUUAGGUAAUUCUCAAGAGUUCUCCAGUCGUCAAUCUGGCAGUCAAACCUUAUUCUAAUUCAACAUUUAAGUGGCAGAUAAGCGUUCCAUUUCUUGUUCUCUGGUCAAUGGCUCUACCCACACGUAUUAGUAAUUCUAACACUUCAGCAUAUUAUCUAUAAGGCCAGCUACCUCUCAUGGGCCUAAAGCACAUCAGCCUUGUAACCUGUUAAUUGCUCAGCCCCGAGCUGCUGGGACACACCUGCUUUGUCACAUUAAUAAAAAGAUUCCCGGGCCACAGUUUGUGUGCACUUUACUGACACCAACACGAGCGUUAGGUAGGUCAGUGUUCGACAAUCAAGGAUUACACAGAAGCACAUUCCUAUACUGUACCUGCCAGCGAAGGUCAAGGAUACUCUUUAAAACCAUUUAUCAGACAUUAACACAUUGUUCUGACCAACUUUUCUGGUCAAGCUGGACUGAACUGCAGUGGCAAGAGCGUUAAGCAAAACAUGACUUGUACUGACCUCUAUUAGCAGCCAAGAAAUUAAAUAGCACGUGUCUCUGGCAGAGCUACAGUGACAAAAGUAGGAGUCACGUUGUCAUAGAAGAAACUGGCAAGACACCUAGUGAAGAGGGAUUAUAUCAAAUAAAUACAUAUAAACUUAUACAAUAAUAAACCUUCGUUGCUAUUGGCUUUUUGGGCUUGACGGUAAAAUGUCUUGUGAUGCCAUCUGAAAGGGGACCUUUCCCAGAAGGUGUGCAGGCUAGACUAGUAUGUAACAGUAAUUUUGUGCUAUGGGGCAGAAAAAUGUCACUUAAUGCACGGAGAUUACAGUAUGUAAUAGGAUUCUGAGUAGGUGUUGUGAUGUUGUGAUGGACAUAAUGUUAUAAGAAAUCCACUCCAAUAUAAAAGGUGAGACAGCCCCUUAUUAGUCAGUUAGUAAAAUAAUGUUUAAAGUUUAAAGAGUUAUUUCUUGGAGAGUUAUCUGCAAAAAAUCACUAAAAUAUUCACAAAUAUGUAGUGCUGCAAUGAUACGCUAGAUGUUUUUUUGCAUGACUGCAUUCAUUUGCAGAAGUCCCUCAUGUCAAAAACCAAUUUAACAAAUGUGUGAUUCAAAGAGUGAACCAAUCCUGUAUCUGUCAAUCAAUUAAAAUGUUUUUUUUUAUUCAGGGACAGCCCUUGACAUUACACCAAACACAGUCCCGCUUCAUGCAGUUUAAAACAUAUUAUGUUCUUAUUAAUGUUAUAUUAUUUUCAUAUUGAAUAAAUCUUAAUGAAACUCACA